AUGUCGGAUGCUCUUCUGACCAGAUCUAGAGAACGAGCUGUUACCCCCAACACGCCCACCACUUCAGUCCGAGUCGACCCCGAUGCUAUUGGAGUAGAUGUGGAGGACGCCACCACCAGCACCCCGUUCGGCGCCCCCGCUGCCACCGAUACUGAGGCCGGUGCCUGGGGCACUUCGGAUCUUCUACUCCCGACGAACAAUUUGUCCCUCCCAAGCUUGCGGCCAGUCAACAUCAUACCGUAA
Neurospora tetrasperma FGSC 2508 is the source of this 243-nucleotide messenger RNA. RefSeq lists its product as uncharacterized. Bases 1 to 243 code for a protein of 80 amino acids. Lineage: Eukaryota; Fungi; Ascomycota; Sordariomycetes; Sordariales; Sordariaceae. The transcript is spliced from 3 exons. The record is from RefSeq and is a predicted model, not a curated record.